Messenger RNA from Pseudo-nitzschia multistriata, 1718 nucleotides. The record is from the annotation of a GenBank genome assembly. NCBI's taxonomy places the organism in Eukaryota, Bacillariophyta, Bacillariophyceae, Bacillariales, Bacillariaceae.
CAAAAAUAAUAUUUCCAGGUCCUCGCUCAAUGUCUUGUCACAGUGUGAGGAGGCGAUACGAUCCAAUUACAUUCAGAAUCACACGAAUACAAUGAUUGCGGUAACACAUGACCAGCCACAUAGAAUGAACAGUUUGCACCCGGAAAUACCCAGCGAGAUCAUCAUCGAUCGAGUGCUGCUGCGACAACAGAGUCAAACCGAGGAGGAAACCGACUUGCGGUUGCGGUUGCCGUUGCCGGUUGCCACCCACCAAGACGACGAGGCACCACCGGACACCCUCGGUGCCGUCGACGGUGCGGCCCCGAAGAAGCGCUCCUCUCGCUGCGCAGGCCUUCUACGAAAGGUGCAGAAAACGGCGGCGGGCAUCGCUUCGUUCCGGCGGCGGUCCGCGUCGUCCUCGCAGACGAAAAUGACGGCGACAACGACACCGACAGCGACCAGCCACGACUCGAACACCGCCUCGACCGGCACCGAUACGGACAGCGACGACAGCGAAAGCACCCCGCUGCUGGCCUCGGAUUGCGAGGACGAUUCCUCCCUUCUCCGGGAGCAGCGGGCCCACGAGGACCUCCGGUACCGCGUCGAACACUAUUUCCUGUCGCCCUUCUUGUGAUCGAAGCGAAUCCAACCCAACCAAGCCAUCGAGCGGCAGAACGGAGGGGCACGACGACGGCUAGAGCGACGGCCUUGCGACGCAGAGACGAAUCGGAUCCGUGCCGCGCGAUCCGUUGGGAUUGCGCGGAAGGCCUCUUGCCCAAAACACUUGUGUGUCACCCAGUUGUACAUGAUAGAGAACCAAACCAUGCUGUAUUCAUAGACGAGAUUCAAGUUCAUAGCUAUUGUGUGCUAUGAUUUAAUUAAAUUUCAUUUAAACUAUUCCAAACAAUACAGCUUCGCCUUUCGUGCCCAUCGCACUUCUCUAGCGUUGCCGGUCAAUUCUACGAUCGGACGCACAAAUUGUUUGGCGUAGGCACUAAGUUUAGUUGUUUCGUUAGCAAGUGAGAACCGUCAUGCUAUUUUGGAAUGUUCGAAUCGAAUUCAAAACCGCAAGGGCAAUCGUUUCCCUCACUGUCAAAUCUGUGUCUUUCUCAAAUAAAAAUACGAGUGUCAACGCCGCGUUUGGCGCCCACAAAGCCAUUCACUAAGAUUUACAGAACACCAACGUAUACACUCGCACGCCAAUCGAAAGCACGUAUUGCGUGAGCAUUUUUUUCUCCAGUGCUGGUGGCUUAAAAUUGGGAGGCCUGCUGGAGCUGCCUCUUGAAGUCUCCGACCUGUGCAAUCUUGGUGGCCGGUCCAUUGGUCGACCGGAACUGAUUGAAGUCCCACCUUGUGUUUUUGCGAAUGGUGUCCAGUCGGCUGGGUUGGCCCGUGCGCUCGUCGAUUUCCACGACACGCUCCCGCUGGGCCUUCAAGAAAUUGUCAAAGUAGUGCUUGUAGGACUCGUCGUUGGAGACCACCCCCAGCAGGUUGUCCAGGGUGUACUUGGUAAAGGGCACGGAUUCGUCCAUGGCGUCCAAGUCUUCGGGGCACAUGGCGGCGACCAGCUGGCAAAUAAGAUGAAAUCCCUUCGAAUACGGAAGGGCCGCGCCUUGGUCCUUGUACACCUCGCGGGCUUCGUCGCCAAAAUCGUCGGAUUCGCUGCAAAAAGCGGCGAUCUGUUUGUGACGAAUCAAGGAGAGAAAAAAAGCAACGGGGAAUAACCAGUCGAAAAAAUU